Molecule: messenger RNA, 1144 nt
Organism: Pyrus x bretschneideri (Chinese white pear)
Lineage: Eukaryota; Viridiplantae; Streptophyta; Magnoliopsida; Rosales; Rosaceae
Product: plasma membrane-associated cation-binding protein 1
Exons: 5
Coding region: 191-829 (212 amino acids)
Cellular component (GO): plasma membrane
Source: RefSeq, a predicted model, not a curated record
AUAUGUCUAUAUGUUGAUGUGCCAGGUUCUAAAGAUUUUGUGGUAUUAGUUUUGGAGAGACAGUUGGCUGCUACAGUGAUAGAGCCUUGAGGUGGACCUUGAGAGUUUGAUUGGAGAAGAGAAGGAGAAAGGAAGAGAAUUAAUCACACAAUUAAGUAGACUUUGUUUAAGGGAUAUUUGAGUAGAAGAGAUGGGUUAUUGGCAAACAAAGGUGCUUCCAAAGAUCAAGAAGGUGUUUGAGACCAAAACCAGUUCAAAAAAGGCUGCUGCUGCCGAGGCUUGCAAGUCCUUUGAUGAGUCGAAGGAGGAAAUAACCAAGGAGUUUGAAGAGAAGAAGGCUGAGCUUCAACCAAAAGUAAUUGAAUUAUAUGAAGCUUCCUCAGCUGAAAUCAAGAUUUUGGUUAAGGAGCGCAAAGAGUCAGGAUUGAAGAAGUACUCAGCAGCAGUCCACAAGUUCCUUGAAGAGUUGGCUAAAAUUGAAUUCCCAGGAUCCAAAACAGUAUCAGAAGCCUCUUCAAAAUAUGGGCCAGCCUAUGUUUCAGGUCCAGUUUUCUUUGUGUUCGAGAAGGUCUCAACAUUCAUUGUGACUGAGGAAACGGUAGAGCCGCUGCCACCGCCAGCAGAAGCAACAAAAACUGUGGAGGAAACAAGUGGUGUUGUAAAAGAAAAGGAGAUAGUUAUCGAAGAAGAGAAGAAAGAAGAGGUGGUGGUGGAGGAGAAGAAAGAGGAGGAGGUUGAGAAACCUAAACCUACCGAGCCCGAAGCUGCUGCUGAGGCUCCUCCUCCAAAGGUGGAGGAAUCUGCUGCUGCAGAACCACCAAAGCCUUAGGAAGAACAAUCAAUCAACCAUGCAUGGAUUAAAAAGGUUUAAAAUUAUUAAGUCCUUUCUCCCCAAGUCAGUGAUGACUUCUGUGUAAAAUGUUAUAUUUUGGUGAAAAUUUUUGAUUUGUUAUUCUUUAAUACUUGUAAUCUCUUUGGGAAUAUUUGUUUUCCCAAAGUUUCAUUCAUGUGUAAUCUUUUGGUCUAUCAGUCUGUGUAUGUAUGUAUGCAUGUCUGUGUGUAUGUAUCAGUCAUAUCCUCUAUGUGAAUUACUAUGUAAUACUCAUUACAGUACCAAUCAAACAAGUACUGGUUGGCAAAUUCA